UUUAUCAACAAUUGCCUGAAAUCUCUCCUUAUAGAGAAAUUUGGUGAAGAGACAUGGGAAAAACUCAAAACUCGAGCAGAACUUGAAGACAAUUUUAUGACAUACACUGUAUACGAUGAUGGUAUCACAGUAAAGUUGGUCCAGGAAGCCUGCAAGACUCUAAAGGUGCCAGAAGAGGCAGUGUUGAAACUGUUUGGAGAACACUUUUUCAGUUUCUGUAAGAUGUCUGGGUAUGAUAGAAUGCUACGGACUUUGGGAGGAAACUUGAUUGAGUUUAUUGAGAACCUCGACGCCCUUCAUAGCUACCUUGCCUUGUCCUACCAGGAAAUGAAUGCACCAUCAUUUCGUGUGGAAAGAGCAGAUGGGAUGCUGCUGCUUCACUAUUACUCUGACAGGAAAGGCCUGUGUCAGAUUGUCCCAGGAAUCCUUGAAGCUGUGGCCAAAGAUUUCUUUGACAGUAAAGUUACGCUGGAAAUUCUGAAUCAAAACAUAGAAGAGGAGCGUACUGGGAAGAAGGAGCACGUAGUCUUUUUUCUGCAUAGUGAAGAGAGGGCCAAGGACAAGAUCAAGGAGAGGACAUGUGAAGACUCACAGAACGAUAAAGAGGUAGAGGCAGUGGUCCUGUAGAAAGCAGAAGGAAGGGAAGAAUCCAUCUUGCACUGCCCAGAAAAGAAAUCCUACUGGGACAUUGUGAGAUGGGCUGUGAAAUUUCAGAGAGGGAACAUUCUCUGUACCUCUGAACCUCAUUUCCCUGAGAAGCUUUGGAUUGAGGAGAGAACAUUUUGCUCUACAUUCCCAUUCCAUGUUGUGUUUGAUGAAACACUGAAGAUCAAACAGGCUGGGGUCAACAUUCAGAAAUUUGUACCUAGACUGUGGACAUCUGGGACCAGAAUAGAUGAGUGUUUUACUAUCGUUCAUCCACAAGUCACGUUCACAAUUUUCAGUAUAAGGAAGUUUAUCAACAGUCAGUUUGUCCUCAAGGCCCGAAGGGAUAUGUUGCCUAAAUCAUGGAAGCAACGCCCCCUGCUAAAGCUCAGAGGGCAGAUGGUCUGGAUGGAGGCCCUCCAGUGCAUGCUGUACUUGUGUUCGCCAAAGCUACGCAGUUUGGAGGAGCUGGAAGAACAACAGAUGCACCUUUCUGACAUUGCGCAGCAUGACACGACAAGGGAUCUGGUCCUCUUCAACCAGCAGAGGCUGGCAGAGAUAGAGUUGUCCAACCAAUUGGAAAGGAAGAAGGAGGAGCUCAGGAUCCUUUCCAGAAACCUGGAGGCAGAAAAGAAAAAAUCGGAAACCUUGCUCUAUGCCAUGCUGCCAAAACACGUGGCAAAUCAACUUAAGGAGGGACGCAAGGUAGAAGCAGGAGAUUUUAGUUCCUGCACAAUACUUUUCAGUGAUGUAGUGACCUUCACAAACAUCUGUUCAGUCUGUGAACCUAUUCAGAUAGUCAACAUGCUUAAUUCAAUGUAUUCCAAGUUUGAUCGGCUUACCAGUGUCCAUGGGGUGUAUAAAGUGGAAACAAUAGGUGAUGCCUACAUGGUUGUAGGAGGGGUCCCAGUGCCAGUUGCAAGUCAUGCUGAAAGAGUGGCCAAUUUUGCUCUAGGUAUGAGAAUUGCUGCCAGAGAAGUUAUAAACCCCAUUACUAAGAAGCCCAUUCAGAUUAGAAUUGGGGUUCAUACUGGACCGGUUUUGGCUGGGGUAGUGGGGGACAAAAUGCCCAGAUACUGUUUAUUUGGUGACACUGUCAAUACAGCUUCUAGGAUGGAAAGUCAUGGCCUUCCAGACAAAAUCCAUGUUAGCCCAACAGCAUUCAGAGCUUUACAACACCAAGGGUUUGACAUAGAGAAAAGGGGAGAAAUAGAAGUGAAAGGCAAAGGGAAAAUGACAACGUAUUUUCUGAGGCAAAACCUACAUGCUUCUGAAAAUGAAAUAAUGGGAUGUGCGGAAGAGAGUCCGGAUGCUUCAAGAAGUCAGUGUGGCAAGGAUGUUGUUGUGAUGAAGUACGCUGACUGUCAAGAGCUACUUCCUUCCAGGGAAGCAGAACACAGGCAAGACAUCCAAGGUUUCCUUAGAAUGACGGGACUAUCCACAACCAUGCCUUAA
Molecule: messenger RNA, 2100 nt
Organism: Eublepharis macularius
Lineage: Eukaryota; Metazoa; Chordata; Lepidosauria; Squamata; Eublepharidae
Product: guanylate cyclase soluble subunit beta-2-like
Exons: 15
Biological process (GO): response to oxygen levels; cGMP biosynthetic process
Cellular component (GO): guanylate cyclase complex, soluble
Molecular function (GO): guanylate cyclase activity; heme binding
Source: RefSeq, a predicted model, not a curated record